Molecule: messenger RNA, 1603 nt
Organism: Saccoglossus kowalevskii
Lineage: Eukaryota; Metazoa; Hemichordata; Enteropneusta; Harrimaniidae
Source: RefSeq, a predicted model, not a curated record
UCCAAUGUUUUUUCGAAAGUUGUGGCGGUGCUAUGAGCAAUGUUUUUAUGAACGAACUAUGCAAAACUUAGCACAUCUAUAUGAGAGAGCCUACAUAAAUGAGCAAAAUCAGCUGCAGCACAACUUACCAACAAUAACUAUGAAAGAAUUGGAGAUACAAGAAAACUGGAUUCUGGAUUUGUUGUGCCAUCCCUUGGUGCUUGAAGAUCCUGGAUUUAUAGAUGGCUCACUGGGAUCAAGUAACCCUACUGAACAGGUGCAGAGAAUGCAGACACCAACCAAUCAUGUGGAUACACUCACUGAGCAUGUGCAAGUUUCAACCAAUAUAAAUGAAAACAGUGAGCAUGUGCAGUUUGCAUUAGCAUGUUUUGACAAUAUUAGUGGUACUUCGUCAGAUAGUGCUUCGUCUUCGCACCAGUUAAGAUCGCGAACUGCCGUACCUGUGUCAGAUUCUAGUCUGCCUGCCACGAUAGUUCAAAGAAAGGAGGACACCUUGGAUAGACAGAAGAACGGUCAAAAACAAUUAUCUUUGGUGUUGUCAGAACCACAAACUGAUUCAGUGUGUUUCAAUAAAAAGAUGCUAGAAACUGUAACUGUUAAAAAUACUGUCGAUAGUGGGAAUGAACAUUGUACAGAUUGGGGCACUGCUGAAGUGUUUCACGACACAAAAGAUAGUGAGAGUAAAACUGACGAAGAGAUUUCUCAGUGUGACACAAGUUCUUUGUAUUCUCAUGAAUCGGAUGUUAGUUGCCAUGACGACGACGACGAAGAUGAUGAUGAUGAUGAUGAUGAUGAUGAAAGCAUGACAUCGGAGCACUGUUGCGCCAUGCCCAUUCCCCAGACUUCUGGGCAUGAGCACUGGAAGUACAUGAGCUGUGGCAGCAUAGAAGAAAAAGCUAUGCAGGUGAUGCCAGCGAACGAACUUCGCCGGCAAAAUGUGACUUUUCUUGAAAAUGUCAGGUCAUGUGUUGACUGCAUCACAGGUAUUUUGCACCAUUCCUCAUUAAUGAGAAAACUACAGAGUCUCACAAAAUGCCUUCAGCAGAUGAACUCGCUGGUGACGGAGCUGCUUUCUCAACAAUCUGCGGGUCGUUGUGAAAUAAAAGCUUUAACAGGAGACGACAUGCCAACAAUGUUACUGGUACUUCUCAUUCACUGCGACCCAAAAGACGUUACAUUACUUCUGCCACAGAUCCAUAUGAUGUAUGACUUGAUGGCACCAUUCCUGGAAAGUGGAUGCCACGGCUGUUCUCUUACGCAGUUCUAUGUAUGUUACGAUUUUCUACUUGCUAAGAUGGAGACACAGACGCAGACUUUUCAAGACUCAGGCCACAUCAUGUAUGCGACAUCCAUAUAAGAGAACAUAAUAAUGUAAUGUUAAUAAUGUUUAUAUGCCAUAAUUGAAACUCAAUUGAAAAGAUCCAUGAUUUUGUGAAUACUAUAAAGCACUUUUUUAUAAUUUAAUUUGUAAAGACAAAUUUUUUUUGUACUUCUAUCCUCGUCGUAGAAUCCCUGAAAAUUUAACUAAUUUCACUGACUGAUUCAUAAAAUUCCCCAAAAUUUGUCUCAUAAAAUUAAAGUUUAAUUCUAUAGUGCCAUCAUU